AUGUUGAGGGAGGUACCCCAACUCGCUCUGGAACACGAGUUUCUCAUGGACACAGUCCUCCUUGUCGCCAUGACUCACCUCGCUUAUACCGACCCCGUGUCUCGAGAGAGUCUGCCUAUCUAUCUAUACCGCGACCAGGCCCUACGCAGUUUUCGGCAGGCCGUUGCAGGCAUAACAGCGCAAAACAUCAGUGCCGUCAGAGCUGCAUCACACUUAUUAGCGGUGGUCUCUUUCGCGAUAGACCGCGUGACCAAGCAUUCCGGCAUAUGGGUCACCAAUUGGCUAGCCCUGGCGGUAGGCCAGAGGAACUUCCCGUCCAACGGAAGAUUAUAUGGACUUUCAUCCGGCCAGACAGGCAGCCGCUCCACGGGCUCUCUAUACGGAUCGUUUAGCGAUAUCUCGCUGCCUGCGGCAGUACUGCCUCAGAUCCAAGACAUACUCCCAAAGGAGGAAAGCGAUUGCGAUUGGGGGCGACGAGGCACUCUCUACGAGGUCACGGCGAGCCUCGGGAGGCUCAUUGCCAUCUUGGGAGAACCCCACGAGCAAUUAUGGCUGGAGAAGAAGAUCAAGGCAUGGGCUUUUGAUGUUGCGCCCAGUGAAUUUCUCGAAAUGGUACAACGGGGAAGCCACCGUGCUUUGAUCAUCUUGGCUUACUACCUUGUUCUUCUUAACCUUCUUCCAGCGACAUGGAUUUAUCAGGAUGUGGCCAGUCACGACAUGGAGGCAAUAGAGGAAAGUGUGGGGGUGGAAUGGCGGAAAUACAUAUCAAUCCCAAAGAUGGCAAUGCAGCUAGAUGACAAGGUUUCCAUUGUCCGGCUUCUCACCAACGAAACACAGGUUUAA
This is a messenger RNA of Trichoderma aggressivum f. europaeum, 843 nucleotides long. RefSeq lists its product as uncharacterized. The coding region runs from base 1 to 843 and encodes 280 amino acids. The record is from RefSeq and is a predicted model, not a curated record. Gene Ontology annotation, molecular function: DNA-binding transcription activator activity, RNA polymerase II-specific. NCBI's taxonomy places the organism in Eukaryota, Fungi, Ascomycota, Sordariomycetes, Hypocreales, Hypocreaceae. The transcript has a single exon. Gene Ontology annotation, biological process: regulation of transcription by RNA polymerase II.